AUGACCGGCUACGCCCAAUCCAAGUACAUAGCAGAGAGCCUACUCACCGACGCGGCAGCACGAUGGCACCUCGACAUCUCCAUCUUGCGAUUGGGUCAGGUAGUGGGAAGCAGCGACGCGGGGUCGUCCGAACGCUGGGAGAGUCACGACUGGGUGCACUCAAUGGUACGACUGUGUCGAACGACAGGAUUGAUUCCAUCUGACCUGGUGCAGGUGGACUGGGUCCCCGUGGACCGGAUGUCGCGCGCGAUGCUUGAGAUUGCGCUGCGACCUCGCAGGGAUGACGCUGGGGGUCAGGCAAACGUCUUCCAUCUGGUUCACCCGCGUCAGAUCCCGUUCGCUCAUCUUGCGGAUGCUAUUCAGGCUUCCAGUGGUCCAGCAAGUCAGCAACUUGGGUUCAAGGAAUGGGUGGAGGCUCUUGGCAACUUGCCCGCGGGGAUGCUGUCCGCUGGUAUUGAAGAAGAACGAAUUAGGAUCUUUCCCUUUUUUGCGUCGUUGGUGGGGAAAUGGUGCCCGUCGAUGGAUACGAGUAGGGCUUGCAUGGCUAGUCCCACUUUGGCGGCUUUAAGGCCGAUCGAUGGGGGGUUGUUGGAAAGGUGGUGUAGGGAUUGGGUUUGA
Messenger RNA from Aspergillus sclerotioniger CBS 115572, 618 nucleotides. RefSeq lists its product as uncharacterized. NCBI's taxonomy places the organism in Eukaryota, Fungi, Ascomycota, Eurotiomycetes, Eurotiales, Aspergillaceae. Bases 1 to 618 code for a protein of 205 amino acids. The transcript has a single exon. The record is from RefSeq and is a predicted model, not a curated record.